UGCGUGAUUUCCGCUUCUUGCCGACACCCGAGAGCGGUGUAGUUGCUGCGUGUGAUGAGACACCGCAAUGCUGGAAUCCGAGGCUGCGGUAGCUGAGUGUACCUCGUUCUGCCGACAAUACAGUGCUCCUCCUCUUUAUAUACGCACAACCGCGGCUGCGCAUACACUCUCUCGAAUAUCUCUCCUUGCCUUCACUGCCUCUCUACUCUGUCUAAGUCUACAAGAAUACACAGAAGGAAAUACUUGGUAGCUACUUUCACUCGUGAUUUUGGCCGAUUUAGAGUUGGUUUUCGAAGAUGGUGAAGUUGAAGAAAAGAUAGAUUAAGGCAUUAUUUCAGCACUUGGAGGAGUCAUUUGGAGUUUCUGGAGUAGGAUUUGCCGUGCUAAGUGAAGUACGAAGGGGGAGAUCAAGGUUGACUCUGUUCAUAUAUUACUGGUGACGGAUAUUUAUUCGAACUAUUUGGACGCUUAAUUGCAUUUGCAAGCACGUCCAUAUUGGACCUAAGGUUAUGGGUGAAGUGCCAGUGCUUUUGCAGGGGCCCCAUGACGCCGGGCACCGUUGCCACCUAUUUUUGAAACCAAAUACUAAGCAUGAUUAUCGGCCUUUCAGACUUCGAACCAUAAAGAAAACAUGGCCAAUACACAAUCAUUUCCUUGCUCACCUUGACGCUUAUGGACUACAAGGUUUUGCUAGGCUCACAUCAUGCGACGACCAAGUACGUUCGGACCCAUCCCUUUUGACAUCCCUCGUUGACCGGUGGAGACCUGAAACCCACACCUUUCACUUUCGUUUUGGGGAGCUUGCACCUACACUGAAAGAUGUUUCUAUGAUCACUGCUCUACCAAUUAGAGGUGAGCCGGUAGUCUCUCCACGAGUGUCUCCAUCUUGGGCAUUAGAUAUAGCAGCCCGUCUUGGGAUGGAAAUGCCAGAAUCACAACGUUCUGGUAACCCUCGGGGCAUCCCACUCGUCUGGCUUCGUGAUAACUUUCUUAAUUUAUCUAGCUUCGCCAAUGAGGAGACGAGAAAAAGACAUCUGUUUGCAUAUUUGUUGUGGCUCCUCGGGAAUCUAUUUCCAAAUUCACAUGGGGACGUUGUUGUCCCUGGUCUCAUCUACAUUGCAGAGAAUAUGGUAGAUGAACCUUUACCCGAGCAGCCAAAAUACAGCUUCGGUUCUGCCAUGCUAUCUCAUACAUACAGAGGCUUGUGUGAUGCCACGCAAAAAACCUCUUUCGCACAAAAAGCUCCAUUACUUUGUGUCGCCUAUGAGUUUCUACAGUUGUGGUCCUGGGAAUACCUCCCUGUAGGACGACCUCGUAUAGUACAACCCAUAUACCCAUAUGACUUUGGCGAGGGUGCUAGCGCAACUAUGGCCACCAGGUGGACAAAGGCACGGAAACGUUGGUCUCCAGAUAUUGCGAAAAAUUGUUACCCUAUGUACCACCAGCAGUUUGAGAUACUUGAUGAGGCAGAAGUCACAUGGAACCCGUGGACUCAGGACCAGCUAAAAAUGGUCUUUGAUGCUCGACACUUCACACCAGGCAUGUUGACCGAUAGUGCAUUCUGGCUGACUCGCUGCAACUUAUUGUUCCUGUGGUGUGUUGAACCUUACAACCCAGAGCGUGUAAUGAGACAGUUCGGUCUCUAUCAAGAAAUUCCACCACCUUUUCCCAGACGUAUCGACGAGGAAACACAUAAGCUAACCAAUAUGGGCAGGGGUUGGAGUUUAUACGAUUGGAGGGAAGAGAACAGUGAAUGGGUACACAAGUGGACAAAUGAAGCGCUAGCAGAUAUAGUGCGUCAACUUAGGCCGUACGAUGGAAGUACAGAUCAAGCGUACAAGCAGUGGUACUGCAUGAACACACGUGCUAGCCUGGCCAGUCAGCCAGCUACUAUACCAACACAUCUCACACAAGAGGAGCAGGCGCGGAGACAUGUUGAGCUGCAUGCAGCUUACUAUCGUGACCACCUGCUUGAAAAUGUCAACGAAGUAGGGCAGAUGGCUACGGAUAGCAUGCCGGCCCAGGGCCCAUAUCGCAAGACAUUCCAGAAACUUUUGCAACAAUUCGUGGCAAAGAAGUUCAGAUGCGGUAGAGGCGACGACGUUGCCACUGGAGCAUACAUGCCGGUAGCGAGGUCAGCCAGACCGAGUGCGGCACCGUCGUCCAGACCGAGCGAGGCGCGUACGAGCCAUGAGCAAUGGGGGGAGGGUCCGAGUACUAGAACGACAUUGCCACGACAUGACUCAUCUCUGCCACUGCAUCGCUCUUCUUCGAUGCAGCUUCGUCAGGGGCAGACAUCUCAGGACCAUGGCACGGGCUUGGAUUCGAUGCCCGAGCAGUUUCUUUCCCCUAACCCAUAUGCGUACACAGGAUAUGAUGCAUACACCCAAGGUGAGGGAUCUCAGCCGUUUCUCUCCACGCGAGGGAUCCCCAUGCCCGAGGAGACUCGUGUACCAGAUUUAAACCAGCACCAAGUACAAUGGCCAGACAGUAUAGGAGAGGGAUAUGCUCAGGACACACCUGAUGUUAAUUGGGGCGAUGAGAACACCCAACGCGGCGUCAACACAGGCCUCCGGGGAGCAUCACAUGAUCAUGGCGUCAACACAGGCCUCCGGGGAGCAUCACAUGAUCUUGGCGACACGGUUACAUCAUUAGUUACAGAGUUCUUCGGAGGGGAUGUUAUUGGCCCAUCUUUUAUCCCCCCGGAGUCACAACCAUACGCCUACAAUUACGCUUCAGGUUCGCAACAAGGAUUCGCGACUCCACCACCUACGCAGGACUCGCAGACACAUGAAGCCGAAUUGGAGUACGGCCGCGGUCUUCGUGUGACCCGGCCACCUAAUCGCUUGUCUCCUUCCGGUCGUAAGGAAAGGCCAGGUGGUCGUCGUAAAGUAGGGUGA
Molecule: messenger RNA, 2900 nt
Organism: Triticum aestivum (bread wheat)
Lineage: Eukaryota; Viridiplantae; Streptophyta; Magnoliopsida; Poales; Poaceae
Product: serine/threonine-protein phosphatase 7 long form homolog
Exons: 8
Coding region: 510-2900 (796 amino acids)
Biological process (GO): meristem maintenance; meristem development
Source: RefSeq, a predicted model, not a curated record